Molecule: messenger RNA, 1257 nt
Organism: Arctia plantaginis
Lineage: Eukaryota; Metazoa; Arthropoda; Insecta; Lepidoptera; Erebidae
Source: the annotation of a GenBank genome assembly
AUGGUCAGAAAUUACAAGAAAAAGGGAACUAGGACUGGAGAGGUGGACGAACAGGCAAUGUUAAAAGCUAUAGAUGAAGUUUUGGAAAACAAACUCUCUUUACGGAAAUCAGCAACCAAAUAUGGAGUUAAUGCACAAACACUACAAAGCCGUAUCAAAAAAUUACGCAAAACACAAGAUCUCGGUGGCGAACAUCGUGUAUUCGAAUCUAAAUUUGCAUCGCAGCAAGUUUUUACAAAAACAGAAGAGGAUCUUUUAAAUAAAUAUAUCUUAGAGUGUUCUAAGAUGCACUAUGGACUGACAUGUAUCCAAGUUAAAAAACUUGCAUAUGAAUUUGCUAAGGCCAAUAAAAUUAAAUAUCCUGCAAGUUGGGAUAAUAAUAAGACGGCGGGAGCAGAUUGUGCUUAUGAAAAAACCGGAAUAUGGCCUUUUAAUAAGUUGAUUUUCAAUGACGAUGACUUUGCGCCGGUUCAGGUGUAUCAUUCUAAUCCGGCAACAAAUCCUAAUGAAAGCGCAGGUGGUGAGGAGCUUGGAAUACCUAGUGAUGAGCUUAAUACAGUUAGUGGUGAACUUUGUAAUGUUCUUGCUCGAACAUCACCGAAUUUAUCCGGAGAUAUCUCGCCGUCACUGCUUUCACAACAUCUUGAAUUAACAGUAAUAGAUUUUGAUAACCCUGCACCAUCUACUUCCAAUGUAUUGAAGACGCCAGAAAUGAUAAGGCCUUUCCCAAAAGUUCAAAGACGCACACAAACAAGAAAAGGUCGAUCACUUGGAAAAUCAAGAAUUUAUACGGACACGCCUGAGAAGACUAGAAUUGAAGAAUUGGAAAAAAUAAAAGAGGUAAAGAGAUUAGAAAAAGAACGGAAAAGUAAAGCAAGAGAAUUGAAGAGAGCGUUGAGUUUAUUAAAUGAAGAUUAUGACAGAUCAAGUAAACCAAAAAGAAAUAAAACCAAAGAGCUUGAAACAGUUAGUAGCGACAGUGAAACAAAUAUCAGCCUAAGAGAAAGUUCUGCUUCACCUUUUGACGUGUUUGAAGAAAACGAAGAAGAAGAUGAUCAUCAAGAGCCUGUUGACCCUGAAAAUGUCAAGGAUGGUGCUUAUGUGCUUGUGAAAUUUGAAAAAAAGAAGUCUGUGAUCUACUACGUCGGACAAAUAAUCAAACACUACAGUUUGACAGAAGUAAUGGUUUCGUUUUUGAGGAAGAAACCAGGAUCGUCUAUGAAAUUUGUAUUUCCAGACGUCAAAGAUGAAUCAUGA